AUGAGUGACGAAAUCCCAGCGGAAAACGCUCCCGCGGGCCGCGUUCCCUUCAUAGAGUUUAUCAGCCCCGAGAUACGCGCGGAGGCGAACCGCUUGCUGCCGUCGCGCCAGCAGCGCAAGGAAAACUUGAAUAAUCUCGAAGUGCACUGCGAUGCGCAAUGCGGGAAGGCUCUGGCGCGUAGCGAGAUAAAGGUGUGUGGGAGGUGCAAACAGGCCAGAUACUGCUCACAAGCAUGCCAGAAGGCGCACUGGAAAGCAGGGCACAAAAUCGAGUGCGGCGAGGGCAGCGUCAACGACCUCGUCUUCAAGCUCGCCGAGCGCGCGCUUGCGGUGCCCAAGAUCGUCGAGCACUUCUGGAUGAUCUCCAUCGAGCUGCUCGAGCUCCUCGCGGACGCGUCUGCCGCAGGCCGCUUCGCCAUCAAGGUGCAGUGCAAGACGCAGCCCGCGGACAUGAUGGCCGCGCUGCGCCGCGCCAUGAACGGCGAGAAUGACGACGCGAACGCGCAGGUCGCGCUGCACUACGCCGGGUUCGCGAAGGUUCCCCUUGGGGACGCCCCCGUGCGCACGCGCAAGGCCGCGGAGGCGGCGCGGGAGAAGCUGCAGGCGGAGAGGAAGGACGCGGAGGGCGCGCCUGUGCGCGGCGACGCGCCCGUGGUGGCAUACUACUUUGUGAGCGAGCAGGACGACACGGGCAAGGACGGGCUGCUCUCGGCGGCGUGGGUGCUGCCCGACUGGACGCUCGCGUACAUGCGCUCGAACCCGAAGUCGCUCCUGCGCUCGGCGAUGUUCGGGGACAAGAAGGUGCCGGUGGACAUGGAAACCUUGACAGAGUAG
Molecule: messenger RNA, 834 nt
Organism: Postia placenta MAD-698-R-SB12
Lineage: Eukaryota; Fungi; Basidiomycota; Agaricomycetes; Polyporales; Adustoporiaceae
Exons: 3
Coding region: 1-834 (277 amino acids)
Source: RefSeq, a predicted model, not a curated record